AUGAUCAAGGACUUCUCCGCACACGCAUCUUGCACAUACACACAUACACCACAUACGUCAGUUUGCGCCUCGUGGCAGAAAAGGGGAGCGAAUGCGAGUUUCAGGACAGGUGUUGGCGUCGCAUUCAAAGCUACCAUAGUUAAGCCCUCUGUCUUGGAUAUGUAA
Molecule: messenger RNA, 165 nt
Organism: Bipolaris zeicola 26-R-13
Lineage: Eukaryota; Fungi; Ascomycota; Dothideomycetes; Pleosporales; Pleosporaceae
Exons: 1
Coding region: 1-165 (54 amino acids)
Source: RefSeq, a predicted model, not a curated record